CCUAUCUGUGGACGACGCUCGUCUCGACCGUAACCACACGCGCCUCCGCACGCCGCACUAAAACGUCCUGAAUUUGGACCAAACGUGCCGAAUCGCAAGCGGGAAAGCGGGCGAAAAUGCGGGCGAGGAGGACAGCGGAGUACCGCGAGGAACCUUGGCCACCGAAAGAGGAGAAGGAGCCACGAGGUCAACGACCGGACGCCGCGUUCGAUCUGCGGCCUCCGACUGUGCCACGCGGCGCAGAGAUCGCUGAGGCUCUUCGUCCUGAGCGGCAGGACCCGGAGCCCCCUCACAUUAAAGAGGAAGUGGAGGACGAAGUGGUCCACCACAUCAAAGAAGAAGAGAAAUUGGAGCCCACUCCCCUUAAAAAAGAGGAUGCGGAAGAGCACCCCCACAGCAAACAUGAAGUAGAGGAGGACAACACCACGUUUCUAUCGACUGGUGUCCCUUUGAAGACUAAAGAUGAAGGCCAAAGUGAGGAGAGCGGAGGGGCGGAGCCUCCAAGCCGCAGCUCCAGUCAAUACAUAACAACAGAAGGUGAUGGAGACCCCUGUGGAGGAUCACAACCAGACGGACUCUUUGCUCCACAAUCAGAUAGUGACUACAUGAUGUCGCACUCUACUCACACUGAUGAAAGUGAUGAUGAUGGACAGUCGGAAGUUGACAUGACAUGUCACACUGACAACAAACAAUGCAAAUGUUCUCAGUGUGGGAAAACAUUUGCUUAUAAGAGCAUUUUGAAACAACACGUGAGAACACACACUGGAGAAAAACCUUUUGCCUGCUCAGUUUGUGGUCUAAGAUUCUCGAGGAAGGAAAGCUUAAAAAGACACACAAGAACCCACACUGGCGAGAAACCUUUUUCCUGCUCACUUUGCGGUCAAAGAUUCUCUGAAACGGGACACUUAAAAAUACACACAAGAACACACACUGGCGAGAAACCUUUUGCCUGCUCACUUUGCGGUCAAAGAUUCUCUGAAACGGGACACUUAAAAAUACACACAAGAACACACACUGGCGAGAAACCUUUUGCCUGCUCAGUUUGUGGUCUAAGAUUCUCUGAAACGGGACACUUAAAAAGACACACAAGAACCCACACUGGUGAGAAACCUUUUUCCUGCUCAGUUUGCGGUCAAAGAUUCUCUGAAACGGGACACUUAAAAUUACACACAAGAACACACACUGGUGAGAAACCUUUUUCUUGUUCAGUUUGCAGUAAAAGAUUCACCCGGAAGGGAGAUCUAAAAAUGCACACGAGAACCCACACGGGUGAGAAACCUUUUUCCUGCUCAGAUUGUGGCCAAAGCUUCUCUAUGAAGGGACACUUAAAAAUACACACAAGAACACACACUGGUGAGAAACCUUUUUCUUGUUCAUUUUGCAGUAAAAGAUUCACUCAGAAGGGACAGUUAAAAAGACACACCAGAACCCACACUGGCGAAAAACCUUUUUCCUGCUCAGAUUGUGGCCAAAGAUUCUCUAUGAAGGGACACUUAAAAAUACACACAAGAACACACACUGGUGAGAAACCUUUUUCUUGUUCAUUUUGCAGUAAAAGAUUCACUCAGAAGGGAGAUUUAAAAAAACACACAAGAACCCACACUGGUGAGAAACCUUUUUCCUGCACUGUGUGUGGGAGAGCAUUCACUCAGAAGACAUACUUAAAAAGACAUACAAGAACGCACACUGGUGAGAAACCUUUUUCCUGUUCAGUUUGUGGUCAAAGUUUCUCUGUGAAAGGAAACUUAAAAAAACACACAAGAACCCACACUGGUGAGAAACCUUUUUCUUGCGCUGAUUGUGGCCAAAGAUUUUCUGAAAAGGGAAGCUUACAAAAACACACAAGAACACACACUGGUGAGAAACCUUUUUCCUGCACCGUUUGUGGUCAGAGAUUCUCUGUGAAGGAAAGCUUAAAAAUACACACAAGAACGCACACGGGUGAGAAACCUUUUGCCUGCUCAGUUUGUGGUCAAAGAUUCUUUGUGAAGGAAAGCUUAAAAUUACACACAAGAACCCACACUGGAGAGAAACCUUUUCCCUGCUCAGUUUGUGGUAAAAGAUUCGCUCACAAGGGAGUUUUAAAAAUACACACAAGAACCCACACUGGUGAGAAACCUUUUUCCUGCACCGUUUGUGGUCAAAGAUUCUCUGAAAAGGGAAAUUUAAUUAAACACACCAGAAUCCACACUGGAGAGAGACCUUUUUCCUGCUCAGUUUGCGGUCAAAAAUUCACUCAGAAGGGAAACUUAACAGAACACACAAGAACCCACACGGGUGAGAAACCUUUUUCCUGCACAGUUUGUGGUCAAAGAUUCUCUGUGAAGGGACACUUAAAAAUACACACAAGAAGCCACACUGGUGAGAAACCUUUUUCUUGCUCAGUUUGUGGUCAAAGAUUCACUCGGAAGGGACACUUAAAAAGACACACAAGAACGCACACUGGUGAGAAACCUUUUUCCUGCUCAGUUUGUGGCCAAAGAUUCUCUUAUAAGGAUCAGGCUAAGACACACAAGUGUCCUGGUGAGAAUAAAAGCGAUCAAGAUGCUUUUAAUGAAAAUGUAAAUGUUGAAUCUAAAAAGUAAUUACUAUGUUACUGAUUUACAAAAAUCGACCUUCUUGUAUUCUGUGUACCAGAUUGUAUUCUAUCUUCUUCUUCUUCAUAUAUUUUCUAAAAGCCUCCAGCAGGCUAGUGUUGAGAAUUAGCACUGGUGCCAAAAUACUAGUUACAGGCGAGAACAUGGGCACUAAUUCCACAGUUCUGGACUCAUAAAUGAUGUCUUCAGAAAAAGAGCCCUCCAAAAUAGACUCAGUAGUAAUUUUAGAAUCACUUUCUGAUUAAAUAUUCAUCAUCACGAGCAGGAGCCAAUUACAUUUCCUCAUUGAACUUCUGUUUUCUAUGGUGUAAUGUUUGUCCAUAUUGAAAGUCUGGGUGAAUUUUUUCGAACAGUAAUGAAUGAAAAUGCUGAUAGUGAAAUAUGUCGGAAGCCUUGUAGACGAGUGAAGAACCGAGAGAGCAGAAAUAACAUGAAAGCGAGAGAAGGCGGGAGCCAGGGGUUAAGUGCCCCGGGGGCGUGACAAAGAGGGACCAGACAAGACCACACCCAUCAGUUCGAAUCUCGUCUAUAAUUUUGAUAAAUGUGGUGUAAAGAUCAUAUCUUAAUUCUCAAAAUCUCGUAAUUGCACUUGUAAAGUUGACACAUUGACGCAGACAUCCAGGCGUACAUUUGGAAUAAUUCCGCAGAGUUCGUCAAAUAUCGAAACAGACAUUUAUCCUCGGUUAAACAUCAAAUGAGAGUUAACGGGUUGCGGUUCCUUUCGACGCCAGCGGGUGUCGCCUUGUCCCAGCAUGUGUUCCUAUUUAAGAGGCAGGUGGUCCGGUGGAAAUAUCCGGGGGCCUUUGAUGCUUGGGAGUUCAGACUUGGAGGGUAGAUGUCAAUUAGUUUAGGGUCCACGAGGCGUCUCCUCGGGGCAGUCGCUCAAUUGUGAAUUGAUUGCACCACAGAUGUAUCGUAUAUGUGUGCGUAUAUAUAUAUAUAUAUGUACGAAUAGAUCACAAAGGCCUUUCUGGAGGUGACAUUUUGUGACAGACGUGGACUUUGGGCGGCUGUCGUAACAUCGGAUGACCCAUGGACGAGGGUCUGCCGGCCGAACGUGUUACGUGGCUUUAUGUCUUGUAAUUGCAGCUGAUCUGAUUUGAUCUCAUCCAUAUAAUCUAAAACAAAAUGGACUGAUUGCUGUCAUAUUUUCAGAGGUUGAAGCUUCCAAGAGUAAAGAUGUCCGCAGAAAUUAUGGUGAUGAUUGUUGACAGUUUUUGGGUCUUAAGCCGCUUUUAUUGGGUUCAGGCAGUGAGGCACAUUCAAUUAGUAAUGGAACAUAAUUUUGGGGUACUAGCUGUUCUUCAUGUGAUGCAAUGAUACAGUAUAUGACAGCAAUAUAAGAUAUAUAGUAAUACCAAUUUGAACAAAGUGGCGCUUGGAAACACAAGCAAGCUGUAUUUUGUCAUUUUUUGUUUUUGGAAAAGGUGAGGGGAUUCCACCUGACAGCUACGACAUAUAAAAUGACUCAUUACUGCCACUUCGAAGUAUACAUGCGCUGAAAAAGCAGCGUUCCAAACGCAAUUCGUUAUUUACCAAUUGAUCCAAAAAGUUUGGGAUAUUAUUGGAAAUGACUGCCAGUUUAAUUUUCUUGAGCAAAAAAUACAUAAAUCAGAAUCGGAAUCAUCUUUAUUGUUUGAGUGAUGUCAAUAUCAAAUAAGUGAUUGAUUGUAAAGAAACUUUGACUUUUGGUGGUGAACUGCAAAGUGUAUUCGUAAUCCUGAUUAAAAUACACUCAUUUAAACAGUGA
This is a messenger RNA of Phycodurus eques (leafy seadragon), 4347 nucleotides long. RefSeq names its product gastrula zinc finger protein XlCGF57.1-like. Gene Ontology annotation, biological process: central nervous system development; regulation of transcription by RNA polymerase II. Gene Ontology annotation, cellular component: nucleus. The transcript has 3 exons. The record is from RefSeq and is a predicted model, not a curated record. Gene Ontology annotation, molecular function: DNA-binding transcription factor activity, RNA polymerase II-specific; RNA polymerase II cis-regulatory region sequence-specific DNA binding. Lineage: Eukaryota; Metazoa; Chordata; Actinopteri; Syngnathiformes; Syngnathidae. Bases 117 to 2585 code for a protein of 822 amino acids.